UCGACUGGGCUCUAAAAGAGUAUUGUGCAAACCUUUCCACCCUCGACGCCAGAGAUAGAGAGAGAGAGAGAGAGAGAGCGAGAGAGCGAGCGGAAGAUCAUCUCGAAGGGAGAAGUUCCUUGAGGCGUCCCAGGGAUGUUAGGCUGCCGCUGCUACUGUUACUUUUUCUUCUGGAUGAGUUCCUGCCUGGGGGCGUCGCUGGCGACUUCAGAUCAGGGAACAGAUGUUAUUGAAAGUUGUUUUCUGUACCCUGUCAAUGACGGGACGAGCAGCCCUUAUUACGACAUCUCGGGCGAAGGAGACCAUUUCGUGACGGUCAACCACAUCUUCAGCGAAACCAACGUCGUCCGGUUCGUCGACGAAGGGGGCAGCUGUGUUGUAGGCUUGACGCUGAACACUUCGGAGUGCAACGAAACGUUGCCAUCAGAUGGCGAAUAUACAACGGUCGUCUACCGACGCCUAAACAACACUUUGAAGGCGUAUAAGACGAACUCUCUUGUGGAUGUCGUUGAUUUAUCUCCAGACAUCCAGAAGCUGAGAAUCACAAGCAACAAGAUGGUCAACGUUGCCUUCGACUGUCCGGGAAAUUGUUAUACCUUUGAAAAGGCGACGAUUCACAUCAACUACACCCAAGUCACCGGCUCCUCUUCUUUCAAGAUGUUCGGGAGGAAGAAGCCUUCGCCGGAUGAGAAGCAUCUCCUAGCAGCUGAGGUGGUGUACGGAGUUUAUAAGAGCGCCUCUAAGAGUGUGAAGUUCAGUAAACUUAACCUUGAAGUGGCUAGUCAGGAGUGGUUCCCGUUGGAAUUUCAUGUUUCCUUUACAAAGCAACAAACCGUGACGCAUGAUUCUUAUCGUAUGGAACUGAAUGUCAAGAAUCCUUGGAGCUGGAGACAGGAUAACCACAAUCUAACUUUAUCAACGAAGGAUCUCUACCUGAAUUUCAGUCAGUCAGUCAACGUCUUGUGGGCCAUUCCCUGUAUACCUCCAACCUAGAGAUUGGCCAGGCACAGCAACGCCAAUCAGAUAUUAUAAUGGCCCUUGGGUGCGCAUGCGCAGUCCUCGCUGUCAUGUUGAUAACAGUCGCCCUCUGCCUGUAUAGACAUCGCACCUUUUCCCCUGCUGCGAGUGCAUCUGGCGUUUUACUCCCACCCCCGCCGCCGCCGCCAGAAGAUGCUGCAGCUGUUCCAACUCCCCCCAAUUCUGUUGGCGAUUCCAGUGUGGGCGGGACGGUAGAGACGGACAGGACAAGUCUCAUGGAGCACCAGUACGAUUACAUCGACCUCACUGUCCUUCGUGAACGAUUGGCUGAGGAGGAAGCGAAGUCGAGGGGAGACACGGCUGAACAGCGUGGACCAUCCGAGGGGAGAAAGAGUCACACGACCAUCAACAGUGUCUAUGGUUUAGUUGGUGCAAAUGAAACCGUUGGCUAAAUCAGUAAUGGUAACGAGACUGUGAAUCAUGCCAAUGCCUUAUGGCAGUCGGCAAUUUCAGUGACGAGGUAGGUAGGUUGCUUACCUAUCUUGCCCUCGAGUUAUGUUAACACGGGUCCAUGCCCUAAGUGGAGGUGAUGAAGUGGGUAAGUGGUCUCUGAGUGGGCCUCUGCAGAUGAUGCCCAUCCAAUAUAGUAGGAGUCAGGGACAAAGCCGUUGAUGAGAGCUAUUCUUGGCAGUGCAGAAAAUCAAUUGAAUGACAAAGAUGAGAGAGAGAAAGAGGCAACUUUUCGUAAACGAGUGAAUGCAAAAUCACCUUGUACUAAUAUGAAUAGAGUCCUAGUGGCUGUUUGAGUAAUGAAAACGUUGACAAAACAUGCUAGAGAAACAGUGGCGUA
This is a messenger RNA of Macrobrachium nipponense, 1828 nucleotides long. RefSeq lists its product as uncharacterized. Bases 136 to 993 code for a protein of 285 amino acids. The transcript is spliced from 6 exons. The record is from RefSeq and is a predicted model, not a curated record. Lineage: Eukaryota; Metazoa; Arthropoda; Malacostraca; Decapoda; Palaemonidae.